Molecule: messenger RNA, 1077 nt
Organism: Salvelinus namaycush (lake trout)
Lineage: Eukaryota; Metazoa; Chordata; Actinopteri; Salmoniformes; Salmonidae
Product: protein Wnt-4-like
Exons: 8
Coding region: 1-1077 (358 amino acids)
Biological process (GO): multicellular organism development; neuron differentiation; canonical Wnt signaling pathway
Cellular component (GO): extracellular region
Molecular function (GO): cytokine activity; frizzled binding
Source: RefSeq, a predicted model, not a curated record
AUGCCAACUGUCUCUGCUGUCAAUCUCACGGCACAACUCCUCCUGCUGUUGCUAUGGGCAACCCACCCGACCAUGGCAACCAACUGGCUCUCCCUGGCGAGGAUGCCGCGCUCGCGGCCCGUGUCGGGUGCUGCCCCCUGUGGGCGGCUGAGGGGACUGUCCGUGGGGCAGGUGGGGGUGUGCAGGGCGCGGGGAGAAGUCAUGGAGUCUGUGCGCAAGGCAGCCGAGAUGGUCAUAGAGGAGUGCCAGCACCAGUUUCGUAAUCGGCGUUGGAACUGCUCCACCACCCCGCGUGGAGUCAACGUGUUCGGUAGAGUCAUGAGCCAAGGCACCCGUGAGGCGGCCUUUGUGCACGCCCUGUCCUCGGCGGCGGUAGCGGUUGCAGUAACGCGAGGCUGCAGCCGGGGGGAGCUAGAGCGGUGUGGCUGCGACAGGAAGGUCAGAGGGGUCAGUCCCGAGGGUUUCCAGUGGUCUGGGUGCAGUGAUAACCUUUCCUAUGGUGUGGCCUUCUCCCAGACCUUCGUGGAUGAGACGGAGCGUGCCAAGGGGAUGUCGGCAGGGCGACCCCUCAUGAAUGUCCAUAACAACGAGGCUGGACGGAAGGCUAUCCUCCAUAACAUGCAGGUGGAGUGUAAGUGUCAUGGUGUCUCGGGAUCCUGUGAGCUGAGGACCUGCUGGAAAGUCAUGCCCCCAUUUCGGCGCGUCGGCGCCGUGCUGAAGGAACGCUUUGAUGGAGCCACAGAGGUGCGUCUGUCCCGUAUCGGCUCCAGGACAGCCCUGCUGCCCCGGGACCCCCAGGUAAAACCUCCCGCCGCCAGGGACCUGGUGUACCUCGCUGUCUCUCCAGACUUCUGCCGUCUCGACCCCGACAAUGGGAUCCCCGGGACGGCCGGCCGACGCUGUAACGGCACCUCCCGUCUGGCCCCAGAUGGCUGUGAGCUGGUGUGUUGUGGGCCAGGGUACCGGGCAGGCCGGGCCGAGGUGGUGCAGCGCUGCUCCUGUAAGUUCUCCUGGUGCUGCUCGGUCCGCUGCCAGCAGUGCAAGAACACAGUGAUGAUCCACACCUGCCGAGAGUGA